ACCUUCGAGGGAGGCAUUAGGUAGAGAGUCCGACGCUUUCAUUUCCUGGUUAACUCGCUGUGCUGUCCACAUGAAGGGAGUGUCGGACAGGCAGUUAAUAUUACACAGGGAUUCACAAGCGACGAGCAGACAUGGCAGCACCUGCGAAGGGGACCAGCAGAACAGCUCAAAAUGAUGUGGCUUCAAUAAAAAAGAAAGGACCGGGAGCCCUCGCUACAGCCUACCUGGUCAUCUACAAUGUGGUGAUGACGGCGGGGUGGCUUGUUAUAGCUGUUGGUUUGGUGCGUGCAUAUCUUUCCAAAGGCAGUUACCAUGGCCUGUAUUACUCAAUAGAGAGACCCUUGAAAUUCUUCCAGACUGGAGCACUCCUUGAGAUUUUACACUGUGCUGUAGGAAUCGUUCCCUCUUCCGUGGUUCUGACUGGAUUCCAAGUCAUGUCCCGAGUCUUCCUUACCUGGGCAAUCACCCACAGCGUGAGAGAGGUACAAAAUGAAGACAGUGUUCUGCUUUUUGUAGUUGCUUGGACAGUAACAGAAAUCAUCCGCUAUUCCUUUUACACCUUCAGCCUCCUAAACCACCUCCCGUACCUCAUCAAGUGGGCCAGGUACACUCUGUUCAUUGUUCUGUACCCCAUGGGCGUCACUGGAGAGCUGCUCACGAUAUACGCUGCUCUGCCCUACGUCCAGAAGACCGGAUUGUACUCUGUAACGCUGCCCAACAAGUACAACUUCUCCUUUGAUUACUACACCUUCCUCAUUCUCGUAAUGGUCUCCUACAUUCCACUUUUCCCUCAACUGUACUUCCACAUGAUGAGACAAAGAAAGAAGGUCUUGGCAAGUGGGGAGGAGCAUCAAAAGAGCAAUUAAACCAGGAAUCUCCCCCCGAGAGGAAUGCCUUUGUGUACCGAUGGAGAGAAGAGGACAUAUUUAACUACUGUCUGCUCAAUCAAUGGCUACUUUGCAGAAGGAAUCUGAACUUUUUUUAAAAUGAAAUCUUAGUUUUUUGGGAUGAAUACUAACAGUUUAACUGUUAGGGGAUGAAUGUUUCGUUAAUUGGAUUUUUGAUGCAAUUUGGAGAAGAAUAUUUAAAAAAUCUGGUUUAAAAUAAAAAAGCAGAAUAAAAUGCAUGUUUUGCAUAACAUAUAAUAUAUAUAAUGUACAUGUAUAUGUGUGUGUGUAUAUAUAUAUAUAUAUAUAUAUAUAUAUAUAUAUAUAUAUAUAUAUAUAAUGUAAAACAUGAAUUGUGUUCUCCUUACAGUAUGUUGUAUGGCCAGUGAAUAUUUGUUUUAAGUUCUGGGAAGACCAUACCAUCAUUGUCGGGCAUUUUAUACAGUAAUUCUCAAUAAUUUAAUUGUUCUUAAAAUUGUGCGUCAGUUACGCAGUACUGCGUAGAGCAUUGGCCAGAAAAAAAAAAAUUCACAGCAAGAUGGAAAUGUGUUUUGUUUGUAUUAACACUAAGAUGAUUAGUACUUUAAGUACAAUGUAUAAUUAUGACAAUAGUUUGAUGUACCACGUAUUUUUUCAAUUCUGUGUUUCUCUGUCAAAAGCAGUGUGGACCAACGUGUAUAUCUUGUUUAAUUUAGAAAUGUAAUUUGAUGGGUUGUGUUUAAUUACCAAAAUACCGGGAGGAUCAUAAAGAUAAGUGGCAACGAGUAAUUGUAUACAAUUGGUAUGAACAACAUGUCUUUUUUGUGUGUGUAUUUGAGACCAUGUUUAAUUUUGAAUAAUGUGUAGUUUUAUGGCAUUUGCAUUGUGCAGGAAAGGACGCCCCCAUGUUAGUUUCUGUAAAGGCAGGCAGGGUGUUUACAAGCCAGUGUGGGAGGGACAGUCCCCACACACAGAGCAAUGGACUGAGUCCUUUAUUGUAAACGCAGGACGGACACACAAUCUGUCCUGGCAACAUUUUCUCAAUCGCACGUGUUCAAGAACCACAAGUGGUGGAAACACCUCUCCAGAAGCUUCCUUGGACUGACCCAGCAGUGACGCACAAGUGGGUCUGUGGCCUGGUUGAACUGUAACCUCUCAAAUGAAUUAGUUUCUCAUUCAUUCCAGUUGUGGGUGUUGUCCUGAAUGCUGAUGAAUUCUACAGUUGCAUGCAUGCAACUGUAGAAUGCGUGUCUACCCUGAUCAUGUUCUAAUACCAUUUAAGAGGUCAAAAUGAAUGUAGAGUUUACUGUACACCAUCUGUUCUUUACUCAAGGUUGGUUGUAAAGAGGGACCAAGCACAGUGUUUUUUGAAAUUUGCACUGGAUAUUUAGAGAUUGUUCAAGAUUAAUUUCCCUGUUGAUAAUAUUAACAAUGCUCGGAGACCCUUUUUUUUUCAUUUUAGCUUUAAUUGAUCCAGGAGUCAAAAAACUAAAUCCUGUUGUAUGCAAGAGGUGCUUCAGAAGUCAUCAUUUCAUUCUGCAGGACUGUGCUCCUCAAAUGAAAUGACAGAUACAUGAUUUUAAACAGUUUGUAGUUCUGUUCUGUUCGUGUUCUUGAAGUUCCUCCCCUUGUCAUACAGAACGUAUUGCACAAUGUACAUGCGUUUUCAACAUGGUUCCUGGUAUCCUGCCACUCAGAUGUGUUUCAGAAAAUGCUAGCUCAUUUUUUACUUUGCUGUUUUUUGUAUUUUUUCUGACGAUAGAAAGAAAUGCUGUUUGUUAAAGGGUCGUGUUUAUGUUGUUUAAUGUUAUUUCAGUAUUGCAUGGUUAUCCCGUUGCUGUUACAGUGGGAUAGUGGUGCAUUUUUAUUCACAGGGCUACUGACAUUUUCUUUACAUUGGAGUAAGUUCAAAUGACCUUCUGAAGUUCCAGGAUUUUGGUUAAAUUUUAGUUUUAAAAUCAAAAUGAAACAGUACACUGUAUAAAACCCUGUAGGCAUGGAUGUGAUUUUUAAAUGUUGGAACUUACAGAACAGUAUGUGAGCAACAUUUCUAAAUUUUUAUACAGAAUAUUUGCAUGGGACCAUUAAUGAACUAGAGAGCAGACUUUGUAUAAUACAGCAAGUAAUAUGAAAUGAUAUAUUUACCAUAAUAAACUUACAACCGUGACCAACA
Molecule: messenger RNA, 3039 nt
Organism: Acipenser ruthenus (sterlet)
Lineage: Eukaryota; Metazoa; Chordata; Actinopteri; Acipenseriformes; Acipenseridae
Product: very-long-chain (3R)-3-hydroxyacyl-CoA dehydratase 2-like
Exons: 7
Coding region: 132-866 (244 amino acids)
Biological process (GO): sphingolipid biosynthetic process; very long-chain fatty acid biosynthetic process; fatty acid elongation
Cellular component (GO): endoplasmic reticulum membrane
Molecular function (GO): 3-hydroxyacyl-CoA dehydratase activity
Source: RefSeq, a predicted model, not a curated record